This is a messenger RNA of Plasmodium coatneyi, 5025 nucleotides long. RefSeq lists its product as uncharacterized. The transcript is spliced from 11 exons. The coding region runs from base 1 to 5025 and encodes 1674 amino acids. Gene Ontology annotation, cellular component: nucleus. NCBI's taxonomy places the organism in Eukaryota, Apicomplexa, Aconoidasida, Haemosporida, Plasmodiidae. Gene Ontology annotation, biological process: positive regulation of cell population proliferation. The record is from RefSeq and is a predicted model, not a curated record.
AUGAAUUCAAAACGGGUAAAUAAUGUGAUUAGCCUUUUGAUUAACGAAAUAAAAACAAAUGAGCAGCCAGAAAGCGCAAAGGAAUUGGCCAAAGAAAAGGGCAUAAAUGUUGCCAAGUCAUUUUUGAACAUUAACCAUUCAGGUGAAAACCUCCCCUGUGAGAGACCCAAACGAAACUGCCCAGCAGAAAAUGGGCAUGCUCGGAAAAGUGACCACGGUGUAAGUUCGCAGGAGGAACAGAAGACCACCCCCAACAAAGACAACCUGAACGAAGACAACCUCGAUGAUGACGUCAUCGGCGAAAAGGAAAAAGCGGCAUUGGAAUUUUAUGAUGAGCGGAUAGACAUUUUCGAAGAAGAAUACGUGAACAAAAAAUAUAGAUACUAUACCAAAAACUGCGACUCGAGUUUGUGCUGUUGCGGGUGCUUCAUUCCCGUUUGCUACCAAAGUCAGAGGCACGAGACCUACGUCAACCAGUACAGAAGCUUAUACGCGGUGAAUGUGCGUAUCGACGACAAGAGAGUUAUCUAUGAACACGAAAUAAAUGCAGCGGACAACAGCGGCGACGGCAAACGCAGCCACCAGCACGGUCAUCCAAAGAUACCACCCCCGGAGAAAAAAAUGACAGAAGAAAAAAGUCAUAACGAACCAACCAAGAAUGAAAGCAGCGAAAAUAAGUACCUCUCCCAAAUAUACUCCUUCCUAAAUUCCAGUUAUAUUAAAAGUUCUUUUGAAAGUAAACCUGAAAAUGGUCAGAACAAGAAGAAGAGAAGACACUUGUCUUCUCGAAAGGCGUAUGGCUACCUCGUGCGGAAAUUUAAAAAGGUUGCCAUCGAAUGUGACUUAUACUUGGAAGAAAUUCAAGUUCAAAAUGAAAAUGAGAAAUUCAUCGUUCAAAUGUUUGGGAGGAACUCCGUCACGUUAAAGAAGCUUUACAGAAAGAAAAACAUGAUUGACCAUUAUUUUUUCCUCCUAAUUUUGUUCAACAUCCUGUCCAAUUUGCCCUACACCAUUAUACCAAUUCAGAAGUUUGUAGACAUUUGCGACAGUUACAUAACCCGCGGCGUGAAACUCCUGAUGAAGUUGAACGCGUCCCACUACGGUAGGAAGAAGCGAAUUCACAAAAUUUACUUCGAAUCGGUUUUCUACCUAUUUGUGUCAAUAUGGAAUAAACACUAUUUUGACUUUUCCCUGUCCAACACCAUGGUAAUUUUGAACUUUUUUUACAAAAUUUACAUUAUCCUGAAGAAGUUGGAAAUCCGGAACGUAAACCUGUUUGACAACAUAUACGUGCUGUGCGCGUCUUAUGUGAACAAAAUAAACUCCAUGUUAUGGUUCAGCACGUACCUAAUCAUCAAGCGGAUGCUCAUAGACGAGUGCGAAAUAAAAAUCAUCAAGAAGAAAAAGACCUUUCUGAUUUUGCCCAUUUUCAUCGACAUUAUAAAAAUCCUGGACGUGUACGACGAAAUUAUAAAAAAAACAAACAUAAGUUCCUUGGUCAAGUUGUACGAAGAGCUGAAAUUAUUCCUCCUUUUUUUUUUCCACAAGUUGUUGUACAAUUUGAUAACAGAGCAGGACAUGCUUCCGCGCAACAUUUUUAAAUACCUCCAAAUUAAUAACAACAUCGCAUCCAACCGGAGAAGGAGAAGUGGCAGGGGGGACGAUUCGCAUAGGAGGGAAUCCAGUGAACUGCACAACAGCUUUUAUAAGUACACCAAUUCGAUCAAUGAGAACUUUGUUUUUUUUUCAUUUUUCGAAAAUUUUUGCUUGUUUAACAAUUUCACCGAAAGGGAAAAGACAAAUGACUUUUAUUCUUCCCUGUCCCUUUCGUUCAACUCGAUAAAUUCGACCAGCUCUUCCAACGAAAAUGACCAAAGGAGGGGUUCAAAAUACGCAAAAGGGCAUGCCGAAUUACCUGAACAUGGCUAUAAUAACACCUUCAGACAAAAUGAAGAAAGCGAAAAGUCGUCCCAAAUUAUAAGAAUGCACAAACACAAAAUUGACAUCCUUGAUAUGGAAUACAAUCACUUCUUCAUUCAUAAAUACAAAAAUGAAAAUAAAUUUAUUUUACUCAUUAAGAGUUACUUCAAUGAUUACCUAUGCGCUCUAGUGAACAGCCUGUACAUUUACUCGAAAAUUAUUUACUCCGAUAGGAAAUAUUGUGCAGCUGAAGGUAAUGAUGAUGGCGGUCCUGGUGAGGGGCACCACAAGGAAGGUAGCAACUCAGGGACGGAGAAUCAGCUAAAUAAAAAUGAAGAGGGAAACAAAAUGGGUGAGCAGAGGGGGGAUCUCCACGAGUCGUCCCCCUUGGUUGUCUCUUCGGCGGUACUAUCCUCAGGCCCCCCCGGUGAGAAGCGGCAUGACGGUGAGGAAAAUUGCAGUGUAGAUGGAAAAUUAGGCGCAAUGGUAUUAGACGCGGAUAAGAUGGCCCCAAUAGACAUUGGUGCUACUGACGUGACUGAGCUCCAAGUGAGGCCCGGCGAAGUGGACGAGUUUCACCUGAUCCACAGGCAGAAGGUACAAAAGCAGGAAGACAACGCGCCGAAAGGUACAGGGAAGAAGAGGAAAACAGGAAAAUUCCCCCACGCACACGCAAAAAUUGUAAACGCUUUGACAAGCUUCGUAGAAGUAAUAUACAAAAAUAUAUUCAAAAAAGUGAUCAAAAAAAUACACACAUGCAAAAGUAUAAGCGAUUUGAAGCUCUAUUCAUACAUAGAAAAAAUAUAUUCAAAUGACACGUACUACUGCUUAAAAAAGAGGUUAAAAAAAUUUUGCUUCGUUCUUUUCUUCUCCGUUACGCUGAAAAAUUUAAUUAAAAGUUAUGUAUAUAAAAUAAAAAAGGAAAAAGUAAACAAAAACAAUUUGGAAGAUUUCCAGUCCAUCCUCAUAUACGACACGUGCAGCUUUAUCAAAAUAUACAACCAACUAAGUGAAGCCAAUUGCAAAGAUUUUUUUUCAAAUAAAUAUAUCAACUUCCUCGUGUAUAUAAAAAACAUACUUACAUUGCCUCGUCAGAAACUGCUACUCUUCCCCGUUAAAAACAGACACUUUUUUUUCUACAUAAGGAGUAAACGAGUGGACAUCCAUUUUGACAGCUUCGUGGAAGAGUGCAAGUUGAAAAAUCAGCAAAUGAGCGGUGAAAAGACGCUCCCCAAAAUUUUCCAACAAGAUUAUUAUAUCCUCCCAAAUAGCAGAAAUUCGCAAAUUUCGCGAACCAAGUAUUAUGCAGCUGAUGAGGCAGAUCAUCCAAGGAAAAAUAUCCUUGAACAAGCCAUUUACAACAUAUUUCAGUCGCUCAAUCCGUUCAGCAAAGUGCAAAGGAGAAGCGAUGCGGAUAGCUACUCCGGAUGGGACGCUAAUCAGGAAUACAGCUCCAUCAGAUCUGUCCACCAUAGGGGGAAAGACCCCUAUGACAGCCCCACCAGCGUCGACACAGAUGGGUUUGUCCAGGAAUGGAAAAAAAAAGGAAUCAACAAAGAGGAAAGACGAAGGAAGAAAGAAGAAGAAGAAAAAAAAAAAAAUUAUGAACAUGGUCAGGUGGAAAGUGACGCGGAAAGGCGAAAUAUCCCAGCUAGCCAAAGCGAAAUUAUGAACAAUUCAGGAAGUGAAAAAAAAAAAUCAGCCACAAGUUCCCGCACGUCGGAGGGCGAACAAUGUGAUGGAGUCACCGCUCAGGAGUCCCAAGGAAGCGUCUCCAGUGGAGAGAGGAAAAGCGAAGACGACAACUCAGGUGUAGAACGGCACUCCUACAACGAACACAGCUAUAGCAGCCAAUCCGAUGUGAGCAGCCUACACAGUGGAGACCUCGAAGAACAGAAAUUUACACAGGGAAAGUCGAGUGUCAGCCCGUUUGAAAUGACGCCGGAAGAAAAAAAGUACUGCAUGAAGGUGUACAUGAAAAAUUCCAGCGAACAGUUUGACAGAAAAGUGAUGAUUUUAAAAAAUGACAAAAUUUAUUUUUACAACUCUGAGUAUGCCAUAUCGUACGAUUCUUUCUACUUCCUUAUGGAAAUAAAAAAAAUCUACUCGUGCGAUGGUUUCUUCGACUCGCUCAUUAAUUCGCAACGGAUAAGUGUCGUCAACUCGACGUACUCCUCCACGGAGGAUGAGGAGUUCAACUCCAGGAGCGCGGGCAGCCUUUCAUCGGAGAGCGGCUGGCAGAAGUGCGGCUUCGACGCGAAAAUAAUUUUCCACAACUCUCUACGUAAAAACAUACAGCUCAUGUUCAUUGAUGAGUCAUACGAAAAAAUGGUGAGCAGGAUAAACAGCUCCUUAGUGCACGAAACGGACAGAACAUUUGCAUAUACACAGUUGAGUUACGAUGAGGGAGUGGAAAGAGACCUACUCAGUCACUAUUUGCAGCUGAAUGUGAACGAGCAAGGCGAUAGUUCUAAAAGUUCCAGCUCCAAUGAAAGCAACAGUGCGUUUUCAAAUGGUGAGUCACGUGGCGGAUCGAGCAGCGACAGACCGAGUGACACACCAAGUGAUGCACAAAGUGAUCGACCUGGUGAUUCGCACAACGGCGGUUUCGUGGAGGAGACGGAGGAAGGCUCCUUCAGGGAUGCCACUCGUUCGUACGAGAAAUUCCAGUCGAGCCACGAGGGGGAAGACCCGCACAGCGCAGGUGAAAAAUGCGCACAUCCAACUGAUGCGCCCGAUGGAGAAAACCUGCUGAACAAAAUUUUGGAAGACAACCAGAACCUUCUUCAGGGGAACAAAAAUGAAACCCAAGGAAAACUGAAGAGGUACCCAAAUUUGAUCGAGUACAAGUACUCCUCCAGCACCACAGACAUCUAUAUAAGACAGAGGAAAUAUUUUGCCAAAAAAAAAAAAAUAAAAGUCCGGAAGGAAAACAAAAUGAAGCUUUUCAAAAAUAUCGACAAAAAUGACAUUUACAAUUUGUUCUACGAGGAAAUUUGUAGACUCUGCAAGAAAAAAAAUAACAACAUUUCCAAGACCAAUUCGGACGACCUUUUUUUCCACAAGUAUGUGAAUAAGCUGUACCAUACGGCCAACCUGGGGUAG